AAGCGGAAAGAAAGAAUGUUCGAUUUGACGGGCAAGCAUGUAUGCUAUGUGGCGGAUUGCGGAGGAAUUGCACUCGAGACCAGCAAGGUUCUCAUGACCAAGAACAUAGCGAAACUGGCCAUUUUACAGAGUGUAGAAAAUCCCCAGGCAAUUGCCCAGCUUCAGUCCAUAAAGCCUAGUACUCAGAUAUUUUUCUGGACCUACGAUGUGACCAUGGCUAGAGAAGAAAUGAAAAAGUACUUUGAUGAGGUGAUGGUUCAAAUGGAUUAUAUAGAUGUUCUGAUCAAUGGGGCUACUUUGUGUGAUGAAAACAAUAUCGAUGCCACUAUUAAUACAAAUCUUACGGGAAUGAUGAAUACUGUAGCCACGGUAUUGCCUCAUAUGGAUAGGAAAAUGGGGGGAUCUGGUGGACUUAUUGUGAAUGUUACCUCGGUUAUAGGAUUGGAUCCAUCGCCAGUUUUCUGUGCCUACAGUGCUUCGAAAUUUGGUGUUAUUGGGUUUACCAGGAGUCUAGCUGACCCUCUUUACUAUUCCCAAAAUGGAGUUGCUGUCAUGGCAGUUUGUUGUGGUCCCACCAGGGUCUUUGUGGAUCGGGAACUAAAAGCUUUUCUGGAGUAUGGUCAAUCCUUUGCCGAUCGCCUGCGUCGUGCUCCCUGCCAAUCCACAUCGGUUUGUGGCCAAAAUAUUGUCAAUGCCAUCGAGAGAUCGGAGAAUGGUCAGAUAUGGAUUGCAGAUAAAGGCGGAUUGGAAUUGGUCAAGUUGCAUUGGUACUGGCAUAUGGCGGAUCAGUUUGUUCAUUAUAUGCAAAACAACGAUGAAGAGGAUCAGGAUUAAAGUCGAAUCAAAUAAACCAACGAAUUCCACCAAAAGUAGGCAAUUCAUUUUAAAUAUGACAAUAGAUAUGGGUCAUCUAUGGGGUGUGAAUGAAUAAUGACAUAUAACGGGGUGCCUAAAAGUAUGCAGCAAGUUUCGGUGGGAACUAUAAUUUGAUGCGUUUAAUUAGGUGGUUCGGGAAAUCUUUUUUCACUGAUUUCUAUAAGUCAACAGGCUUUGGGAAAAUGCACACAAAGAAAGCAAAUUUCCAAUAGUUUGCCUUGAUUACUUUUACACCUCCUUGCACUUCCUAUCAAGUGCUUUCAUUUAAAUUUUCUCUCCUCAACCUUUGAUCUGAAUUGCAAAUGUAAAAUCAAGACCAACUACUCAAGGCUUUUCCGCCAUCAAUAUCCGCAGCAUUUUCGUGCACAUUUCUAGACCGUCUCUAGUGCAUCUCAACUAUGCGAAUGCGAGUCGAAAUUUUGCCAGAGCAAUGCCGUGCAUUGAACUUUGGCACAUUUCCAAACGCACAGCCAGCCAGGCAGCAAAAAGGAAACCCAAUCGGACGACCGAGAAUUGAAUGAAAAAACAAACAAAUCUGCCGACACAUUGCCCAGGAAUAUUCGGAGUGAGUAGCUAUAGUUACAGUCAGAGAAAUGAUAUAGUAUUUUGUAAUAUUUU
Molecule: messenger RNA, 1494 nt
Organism: Drosophila eugracilis
Lineage: Eukaryota; Metazoa; Arthropoda; Insecta; Diptera; Drosophilidae
Product: alcohol dehydrogenase-related 31 kDa protein
Exons: 3
Coding region: 16-834 (272 amino acids)
Cellular component (GO): cytoplasm
Molecular function (GO): oxidoreductase activity, acting on the CH-OH group of donors, NAD or NADP as acceptor
Source: RefSeq, a predicted model, not a curated record